This is a messenger RNA of Aspergillus sclerotioniger CBS 115572, 379 nucleotides long. RefSeq lists its product as uncharacterized. The coding region runs from base 91 to 321 and encodes 76 amino acids. The transcript has a single exon. The record is from RefSeq and is a predicted model, not a curated record. Lineage: Eukaryota; Fungi; Ascomycota; Eurotiomycetes; Eurotiales; Aspergillaceae.
CAGGUAGCUUAUUCCGCCCCCUCUCUCCAUCUUUCUCUCUCUUCUACCUCACUUAUUCCUCACAUCACCUCCAACCCCACCACCUACACCAUGGAAGGCAAAGAAUUCUUCUCCGACAGCUUCAUCAACAAAACCAUCACUUUUUCCUCCCCAGACUCUCACUACCGCUUAAUCAAAAAGCUCCGCGAAUUCAACGACCAGCGCGACCCCGAGAUGUUCCUGAACUCGCCGGACAAGCCCGGAGGCGCCUAUGGAACUUUCCUAUGCUCGAACACCGUAAACCCUACCGAGGAGAAAAUAAUGAGGAUCAUUAUGCAGUAGGUCUAUACCUAAAAACUUUCUUACUUCUCCAACCACACUGAUCACGAGUACUGUAAAG